UCACCCACACUGUAGAUAAGAAGGCGCGCGGUCGAACUUCACAUUAAAACGCGCAGCUCCAAAUGCGCAACGACCAGUCACCGACUCGAAUCAACUGAUGGGAUCAUACCACCUUAAAAGGCGACCGAACGACAACUUGACAGCUUCUGCAAGAUUACGUCGCAUUUUUCUAACGGCAAUAAUAUUAUCUUUAAUAAUGACCCAAAGUGGAUACCAGCGUCUCUUCGCCUAACUCCGCAGUUCAAGGUGAAAGUUCCCACGCGUUUAUUAUUCCAAAGGGGGGAAAAACAUCAUUUGGCGCAGAGAGAUGGACCUGUGGGGGCUUUAUCUUCUACAUCUCACAAGUUACGCUCUGUUGGAGGUUGUACUGGCCGGCAGCGACUGCUUGAUGGCCGGAGACAUGUGCUCAAGCGAUGACACUUGCAGCCCGCGCCUGCGCACGCUGCGUCAGUGCGUGGCGGGCAAUGGCAGCAUGAAGCUGGGACCUGGAGCCAGGAGCCAGUGCGCCAACGCAGUGUCCGCCCUGCUUUCCAGCCCUUUGCACGGCUGCCAGUGUAAACGGGGAAUGAAGAAGGAAAAGAACUGCCUGAGCAUCUACUGGAGCCUUCACCAGUCCAUCAUUCACGGUCUCAACUUGGUAGAGAGUUACCCUUAUGAAACCGGGCAGAGGGAUUAUGACUAUGUCCGUUUGGCCUCCAUCACAGCAGACUCUGAUGUUGGCAUGGUAACUGUGAAUCGCUGCUUGGAUGCGGCGAAGGCUUGUAACGUGGACGAUUUGUGUCAGAAGCUGCGCACAGAAUACGUCUCGGCCUGCAUCAAACCCACUGCCAAAUCUGGCCUAUGCAACCGGGUCAAAUGCAACAAAGCGCUGCGCAGGUUCUUCGACCGCGUUCCCGCUGACCACACGCAUGAGCUGCUAUUUUGCCCCUGCACGGACACGGCUUGCGCGGAGCGUCGCAGGCAGACCAUUGUUCCCAGGUGCUCUUAUGAAAGCGUGAAAAAGCCCAGCUGCAUUACGCAGAGGAGGAUCUGCGAGGCUGACUACGUGUGCAAGUCUCGUCUGGCACAGUUUCAGUACGACUGCGAACCCUCUGAAGUGUCUGCCAGUGGUUGUAAGCAAAGAAACUACGGUGCCUGCCUCCUCGCCUACACAGGACUCAUAGGAAGCACGAUCACGCCAAACUACGUUGACAACGCCACUUCCAAUGUGGCACCGUGGUGCUCCUGCUCGGCCAGCGGCAACCAGAGGCAAGAAUGCGAAGACUUUCUGGACUACUUCACCGAAAACAUCUGUCUCUGGAAUGCCCUAAAGGCGUUUGGGAGUGAAUCUAACAAGCAGCCAACGGUGUGCCAGUCCAAUACCUUAAGCCCCACCCACCGCAGCAGAGAAAACAGGAGCAGUACUUCCCCACCGGAAAGCAUAAUAACAAGGGGGUACAUACUGGAUACAAAAAUACCCACACAGGCCAUGGGAAAUGAACUCCUGGUGGACCAGUCCAGCCUGCCGUCCAGCAGCCUCCCAAAUGCAGCGACCCCUCUCGGGCUCCUGCAUCCCGUUGCCAUCAGCCUUCUGUUGUUUCGCUUGCUCGACAGUGGACACUAAAGACUGCGGGGAUGCACUCCACGCCUGCUACAAAGAAUGGAGACAGUUCACGAAUCGUGCAGCUACUCUCGCCUUCUCCUCGACUUAUACAGCAAUUGCGUUUCUAUUUUUGUGUCUAGGUAGUUGGACCCUUAACGGAUGCCAAUGUGUACAUUUGUACGUACAAUCGUUGUUGCUGUGAUCAAGACAUGCCAAAAUUGAGCUACAGACAGAAUUGAGCUCUCAGCUAUCCAGCGACGUCUCUAUAUGUGUAUGUGUGAUACGUAGUUAAGGAUACCAACAGAAGGUCUUAUUGUGAGUCAGUGUUUGGAGAGUUGCCGGAGCAUACAGCCCUUUAACAGCACUCUCCUCAAGUGUCUGCGAGAGGACCAUUAUUUCUAAUCAAUACUAGGAAAAAAGGGGGUGGGGGCAAGCCGGAGAGACAAUAGAGCAACAUUUUACUUGGACGUGGCCGACAGAUGCCCUGAUUCUUCGGUGUCCUGCAGCAGCGUCCAGCCGAGAGUGCAUAAGACAAACCUUGACACCACAAUCAUGCUCUCCAUCGCCGUUUGUCAAACUCUCACUUUAUUUCUUAGCUCUGGAACUACAGUAUAAAACAUGGCCUUGCUCUUAAAAGGGAAUUAUCAGCCAAUUCUCAAAAGACAAUUCCUUUAGACCUCUGGCUGCUAUACAAAAAGUAAUUGUGAGUGUAAUAACCUUCUUGUUCUCAUUGUGCAAGUGGACACUGCAAGGGCGGGCAAAGUGAAAGGGUUGGCUUAUGUUACUUACGUGGGCAUCAUCAAUAUACAAACUUGGAAAUUUAAUGGAUGUGAAAAGACUCUAUGAAAGUAUUUUCUGUUCUGGGAACUAAUUUAUGUAAAUAAAGACAUCAAUUCCCA
Messenger RNA from Syngnathus acus (greater pipefish), 2481 nucleotides. RefSeq names its product GDNF family receptor alpha 4b (gene gfra4b). Gene Ontology annotation, molecular function: signaling receptor activity. The transcript has 8 exons. Gene Ontology annotation, cellular component: signaling receptor complex; external side of plasma membrane. NCBI's taxonomy places the organism in Eukaryota, Metazoa, Chordata, Actinopteri, Syngnathiformes, Syngnathidae. The coding region runs from base 308 to 1603 and encodes 431 amino acids. The record is from RefSeq and is a predicted model, not a curated record. Gene Ontology annotation, biological process: nervous system development.